Molecule: messenger RNA, 1412 nt
Organism: Quercus lobata
Lineage: Eukaryota; Viridiplantae; Streptophyta; Magnoliopsida; Fagales; Fagaceae
Product: Tetratricopeptide repeat (TPR)-like superfamily protein
Exons: 14
Coding region: 37-1167 (376 amino acids)
Cellular component (GO): chloroplast thylakoid membrane
Molecular function (GO): protein binding
Source: RefSeq, a predicted model, not a curated record
CCUUAUCUUCUUCGGUUUAGAGUGAGAGACAGUGCAAUGGCCGCAGCCACAGCAAGUCAUUUGCUGAUGCCUCCAAUACGAUGCUCUGAUUCAAACCCAACAAGACGCGGUUUUGGAACCAAAAACAACACCAACAAGGUACCCACGAAAUCAACAACUAAGCAAUCUGGUCCUGUACCUACUCAGGCACCUGGUUUAAGUUCUCAAUUUGAUGGGAAAUCGAAGAAUAAUUCUUUGGACCUUCAGUUUGAGGAACGGUUGGAAGCAGUUAGAAGGUCAGCGCUCGAGAAGAAAAAAGAAGAUGACGAAAAAGACUUUGGAGCAAUUGACUAUGAUGCACCAGUUGAGGCAGAGAAGAAAACGAUUGGACUUGGUACACAGAUUGGGGUAGGUGUAGCUGUCUUGGUCUUCGGUUUGGUUUUUGCUCUUGGAGACUUUCUUCCCUCAGGAAGUGUUAGUCCCACUGAGGAUGGUGCCGUGGUCAAUAAUAAACUGUCGGAAGAAGAGGAAGCUACUCUUCAGACUAGGCUGAAAGAUUAUGAGGCAACGCUAACUAACUCCCCAAAAGAUCCAAUCGCUCUUGAAGGAGCUGCAGUGACAUUGACAGAAUUGGGAGAAUAUACUCGAGCUGUCUCUGUGCUUCAGGACUUGACUAAGGUGAAACCAAGUGACCCUGAUGUUUACCGUUUGCUUGGAGAAGUCAAAUAUGAACUCAAAGAUUAUGACGGGAGUGUAGCUGCAUUUAAGAUUUCUGAUAUGGUGUCUAAAGAGAUCAACUUUGAAGUACUGCGUGGCCUUACAACUUCAUUACUUGCUGCUAAGAAACCAGAUGAGGCUGUUCAAUUUCUCCUGGGCUCUCGUGAACGACUGAAUUCUCAGAACUCUAAUAGUAAGGUUGAAGAGACAAAUUCACAACAGGUGGACCCUGUUCAAGUUGAAUUACUUCUUGGUAAAGCAUAUUCAGAUUGGGGCCAUAUCAGUGAUGCUGUAUCUGUUUACGACCGCCUCAUCUCUAGUCACCCAGAUGACUUCCGUGGUUACUUAGCUAAGGGAAUCAUUUUGAAAGAAAACGGUAAAGUUGGAGAUGCAGAGAGGAUGUUUAUUCAGGCACGGUUCUUUGCACCAGAGAAAGCUAAGGCACUUGUAGAUCGUUACUCAAGACGGUAACUGCUGUUGUUACUGCCUGUUUUUGUGCAUGGUUCGUUUAUAACUUAGUCUUGAUGUAGUUCCAUUUUGACUAUUGGACUAUUUAUAUCGGUCUCCAAAAUUUUCAUAAGUUCAUUUAGUGUGUCUCUAGAUUGUAUGUACAUGUAUAAGGAUUGGCUGAUAAGGAUAAAACUGUUACCCUGAUUUUCCAUAUGUAAUUUAAAAAAUUAAAUAAAUCAAUAGAAUACGAAAUUUAUUUGUUAUUA